Messenger RNA from Ostrea edulis (European flat oyster), 1808 nucleotides. RefSeq names its product mucin-2-like. The transcript has 2 exons. Lineage: Eukaryota; Metazoa; Mollusca; Bivalvia; Ostreida; Ostreidae. Bases 21 to 1004 code for a protein of 327 amino acids. The record is from RefSeq and is a predicted model, not a curated record.
GGACGGUGAAUGUACCCAUCAUGGCCGUCGGUUUUGCCGGAGCAGUCCUUUUGGUGGCUAUUGUCGUUAUUCUUGUGAAGAGACAGAGAGUGAUGAAUGUGACUACCCAAGGAUUUUAUCUGGGAGUAAGCAGGCAAGUUGCUGAUACCACCUCUGAAAGCUAUAUGAGAGUGGAAGAAAAUAUCUACGAUGAACCUGAACUUGUUUCUUUGGAUUACAUUGAUCCUGUUGAUGAUAGCGAUAAAAAUAACUAUAUCACGAACAGGCAUGACAGACCACGAGAAGAAAGAGAAGAUAGGACGAAAGAAAAAUCUACAGUACUGUCCCUCCUCAUGAGGAAAAGAAAGGAAUCUGAAUUCGAUAAAGUGGACAAGGAAUACAUAGAUAUUAUGGAAAUUGGUUCCGGUACGGAUUCGCUUCCAGCAUCACCACCACUGAAAACAUUAACUACAACAUCAACUCUCCCACUACAAACGACAUCACAAUUAACAACAGAACCACCAGUACGAUUUCCACCAGUAGAAAAGAAAAAAAAUCAAUUGACGACAGCACUUUCAAAAAAAUUUCACCAAUCAGUAGCACGUGAGACAAACACCACGACACAACCAACUGUCGCAAAAGCAAAUACAAGCACAUCACCUUUAGACUCAGCAAUAGAUACACAAUCACCAACAUCUCUUGGAGUGAAAGUAACAGAACAGCCAUCAUCUCCAAUCACCAUCACAACAGAAAUAGUAACACGGCCACAUUCAGCAAAACCAGAAACAACCAAGCUAUCAUCAGUAGCACUGAUAAAAUUACCGUCAGACACCCUAUCAGAACCAACAAAAACGACAGAUUCAACCACACUACAUAUACCACGUACGAGAAAAAACGUAAAAACAAAGACGUUUUUGCAACCACAACCUACUACAACAGGACAACCAACGACAACAAGACAAACCAAUUCAAAAAGCAUACAGCAUAUGAUAGAUUUUCACGAAACCGCACAGAGAAAAAAAUAAGUUACAUUUCAUAUUUCAAGACUUAUAAUACAUACAUAUGUGGACGUCUAUGUAUACAUUCAUUAUGAUAUGUGUGUACAUUGUAUAUACAUGUACAACACUUAGCUUUCGCUUACUGUUCCAGAAAUAAUUUAUGCGAAUAGUGUAGAAAAAUAUUUUCAAUUGAAAAUACAUUUCCAAAUCAUCAGCAUCAUCAUUAAUAAAAGAUAGUAAUGAGAUGGUGGCAAAUUGGUUUCGGUGGUAAAAUGUUCUCGAUAAUAGUUCUACCUGUGUGCAAACCUGGCGCUAUUUCGACUUCUGUCAAUUGUGUUUGGAGAAGAAAUUAAACAACGAAAUGCAUAACGGGGGAAUUGAACAAGAAACUACACAUAUUAAGAUUGGUCUAAGCUUGAAAAUUCUUAUUCUUCUGUUUCUGUCAAUCUUUAGAAGGAUGACGAGGCCCAGGUCUCACUGGUAGGACAGACACCGUUUGAAAAUUGCAAGGAAAAAUACUUUUUCCCCCAACAAAUUCUAAAUUCUCUGCGGUUUUUUCCUAUAAUACUUUUAUCAACUAUCUGCUGAAAGUCCGCUGUGACAAUAGUAGUUCUGGUGCGUAUCAGAUGACAUAUUUGUCAUUGGUUGGUGGAUGCAAAAAAAGAUUUGGUUUUGGAAAAUAUCCCACAAUGUGUAAACUCACAAGGAUGAACAGUGGAUUUCACACAUACAGGUUUAUUUCCUUAUUUUUGUUUAUUACCUGCAUAUAUUCAUCCCUUUGUUCUCUGGUUAUUAUUGGUCAUUAACGACAUAUUAAAUUCAUAAACUGCU